AUGAAGUUACUGAGAUGUUUGCAUCGAAAUUUUGCCGCCAGUGUUGAAAACGGAGCAAAAGGAGCAGACCCAGCUGAGCGAGCUCGUUUUCUGGGAAAUGAAAUCAACGAGGAGCGAGAAUUGCCGAGCGCAGAAGAUCUCGGAGAAUUCAUUAAAGAGAUGGCGAUGAGUGUCAGGCAGUACUCAGACUUGUUAGCAAGGCUUUCAGAUUCUCUGAAAAGCGACGAGAAAAUCGCUGCGAAGGGAAAUGACGAGUACCGGGAUUUUCGACGACUUCUUCAAAAUUCCAUCGACUCCGCGAAAUUUCUUUCUCCAGAGCUUGAAAUUAUUUCGAAAUUCGUGAUUCCUCUUUCUGGCGAUAAUAUCGGAAGCAUAAAGCUGCAAAAAACAAGCGACGAAAAUGAAAACGAAAAAGUCGAAGAAAUAAAAUGCGAAUUUUCUGAUUCAGUUUGA
Messenger RNA from Oikopleura dioica, 453 nucleotides. The record is from the annotation of a GenBank genome assembly. NCBI's taxonomy places the organism in Eukaryota, Metazoa, Chordata, Appendicularia, Copelata, Oikopleuridae.